Molecule: messenger RNA, 688 nt
Organism: Tarenaya hassleriana
Lineage: Eukaryota; Viridiplantae; Streptophyta; Magnoliopsida; Brassicales; Cleomaceae
Product: transcription initiation factor TFIID subunit 10
Exons: 6
Coding region: 71-475 (134 amino acids)
Biological process (GO): transcription initiation at RNA polymerase II promoter
Cellular component (GO): transcription factor TFIID complex; SAGA complex; nucleus
Molecular function (GO): promoter-specific chromatin binding; RNA polymerase II general transcription initiation factor activity
Source: RefSeq, a predicted model, not a curated record
UUCGAUCUUAAUCCUUUGCAGACGAGAAAGACGACGAAAUCGAAGAUUCCGAUCGCCGGCGGUGGGAGAGAUGAACCACGGCCAACAAUCCGGCAAGGCGAAGCACGAAGAAGAUGCUGCUCUCACGGAGUUUCUCGCUUCCCUCAUGGAUUAUACUCCCACUAUUCCCGAUGAAUUAGUGGAGCACUAUCUGGCUAGGAGUGGGUUUCAGUGCCCCGACGUGCGAUUAAUAAGGCUGGUAGCUGUGGCUACGCAGAAGUUUGUUGCAGAUGUUGCUAAUGAUGCUCUUCAGCAUUGCAAGGCAAGACAAGCAACGGUUGUCAAAGACAAAAAACAGCAGAAGGAUAAACGCUUAAUAUUGACAAUGGACGACCUUUCAAAAGCACUGCAAGAGUAUGGUGUGAACGUGAAGACCCAAGAAUACUUUGCUGAUAGCCCUUCAACGGGGAUGGAUGCCACGGCAAGGGAUGAGUGAGCCAGGCUUCUUGCGAAAAGCAUUUUCUCUCAUCUUCUCCCGUGAGUGUUGUUGGUACUGUUUGUGAUGCCAUGUUUUCUCUAGUUUUCUGCCAAACAGAAUCCGCUUCUCUUCCGUUGGAAAUCAGAUGUAUUCUCUAUGGUUUUCAAGAAAUGGGCAUUUGGCCAAUAAGAUAAUACCACAAAGAGCUAGCCUUGGCCAUUCUUUUGCUCA